CGCUGGCCUAGACAGAGGGAAAAGCAGGAAUAUCAUCUCAAUGCUUCUUAGCUGCCGUCCUAGACAAGUGACAUUCUUCCUGUGUAAAUGAGUGCUAGUCAUCCAUCUGAAUCAGGAGAAAAGAAGGCCUCACAUUCAGGGAUACAAGAUGGAGGAAACAAGAGGAGGAAGUGAUUGCAGACAAUGUGGAUAGCCGGAGUUUGAUCCCCGGAUCCACAUUUGUUGUGGAGGGGCAGAAACCUGAGCCAAGGAGCCCUUUCUCGGGGGAGAGACCGGGAAUUGUCUGUCUCACCCUAAACGAAAUGCUGUGAGUUUCAAUCUUUCCACUACCGAAGAACUCCGGCCCUCAUUGAGAAUCAGUUAAUCAGUGCGGCUUCUGAGUGGCUGAGAAGAUGGUGCGUGAACAGUACACCACGGUCACCGAGGGCACUCACAUAGAGAGGCCCGAGAACCAGCACAUCUACAAGAUCGGCAUUUACGGAUGGCGGAAGCGCUGCCUAUACCUAUUCGUUCUUCUCCUGCUCGCCAUCCUCGUCGUGAAUCUCGCUCUCACUAUCUGGAUUCUGAAAGUGAUGUGGUUUUCUCCAAUAGGAAUGGGUCACUUGCACGUUACAGCAGAUGGACUUCGCCUGGAAGGGGAGUCAGAAUUUUUAUUUCCGCUGUACGUCAAAGAAAUACGCUCAAGAGUGGACUCAUCUCUACUUCUGCAGUCAAGUCAGAACGUGACAGUCAGUGCUCGAAACUCAGAAGGGGAGGUCACAGGCCGGGUGAAAGUGGAUGCCCAGAUGGUAGAUGUCCAGAGCCAGCACUUUCAGAUCAGUUCUGAAGAUGGCAAGCCUCUGUUCACCGCCGAGGAGCAGGGCGUUGUGGUCGGCACAGGCAGACUGCGGGUUACAGGGCCAGAAGGAGCUAUUUUUGAACACUCAGUGGAGACACCUCUUGUCAGAGCUGACCCAUUUCAAGACCUUAGGUUAGAAUCACCAACUCGGAGUCUAAGCAUGGAUGCCCCAAGGGGGGUUCACAUUAAAGCUCACGCUGGGAAAUUGGAGGCCCUUUCUCAGAUGGAUAUCAUCUUACAGAGUAGUGAUGGAGUGCUGGUGCUCGAUGCUGAAACUGUGGGUUUGGCCAAGUUGAAGCAGGGGACACAGGGUCCCUCUGGCAGUUCUAAUGGGUUCUAUGAGAUCUGUGCAUGUCCUGAUGGGAAGCUGUACCUGUCUGUGGCUGGGGAGGCCACCACCUGCGAGGAACACAGCCACAUCUGUCUCUGACCACUGUCUCUUCUGCAGCACACCUACGAUGUCUUGAUGAGAUGAGAGCUGUGGCCUCAGCCUUCAUGGAGUUAGAGGGCUCACUGCUAAAACACGUGAAAGCAUAGAGGGAACUAUGUGUCCAGGGAACUGUUGGGCCCAAACGACCUGGCUUCAGAACAGUACAAAGAAAUGUCAGGAAUGUAUUCACUGUAUUCAUUUUUCUAGCCUCCUCCAGAUCUCUCACGAUGAACUGCCAUCCGGAAACAAUUUAUUGUACUCAAUGGUAGACGUCUGUCUCCUCCCAUACGUAUGGUUGGCUGGCAGAUUCUAAAAUGCCCCAACUGUGCACACCUCUUCCUUUAGAUUAAACCUCAAGUGUUCCCUUCAGGUGAGUGCAAUGUGUCAGAUUUCACCAAGAGAUCUCCAGGGUUUGUAGGGAAUUUGAGGUUGAUGUGAUUUUCAAUGAAUUCCCUUGGUGUGGAAAGAAGUUAAGGAAAGAAAUUACACAAAUUUACUCAUGCUUUUUAUAUAAUAUUUAUGAGCAAUAAAGAUGGCACUUUUCCAGA
Molecule: messenger RNA, 1816 nt
Organism: Mastomys coucha (southern multimammate mouse)
Lineage: Eukaryota; Metazoa; Chordata; Mammalia; Rodentia; Muridae
Gene: Sgcg
Product: sarcoglycan gamma
Exons: 10
Coding region: 393-1268 (291 amino acids)
Biological process (GO): heart contraction; cardiac muscle tissue development
Cellular component (GO): sarcolemma; sarcoglycan complex
Source: RefSeq, a predicted model, not a curated record